CUAUCCUGUCUUCCGCUCGUGCAGGCAACUAAAAUGGCGGAGCUGUCACUGAAAGAGCCCAGAAGGAAAGUGGAAAGGUUGUAAGGAAUUGCAUUGAGUUAAUUAAUAGGUGUGCGAUAUCAGAUAGGGGUUUCAAUGUGUUUUUAGGGGAGACUUGUGCCGAUGACGUUCGUAUAUCUUUUAAAAUAUCAGCUCUGUGUCGUCUGCUGUCUGUCCGUAUUUUAAAUUACGAAUCAACAGUGUCUGGUGUCAGUAUAAGUUGGACGAUUCUGCUAUCGGCGAAAAUUUGGAUUAAAUUGAAACCACUACGGAAUUAUCGUCUUUUUGUCAGUGAUUUUUUAAAAAUAUUAGACCGAAUAAUGAGCUCCAAAAAUGUCUGAUUUCAUUCUUAUUCCUAAUUAAAUUGUUGUAAAUAAUUGCUGCGUGUUUUUUUUUUGGUUUUUUUGUAAAAGAAAGAAAAUCAUCUACACAUUAUUCACAAUUGCCGUUUCAACAUCAGUUUUUGUUCGUUAAUUAUUUUGAAUAGAUUAAGGGGUUUUGAUUUGACUUCUUACCGGAGAGUAAUGUCCCACAUUGUGUAGAGUUGUGUGCGUUAUUUGUAUUUAUAUAUAUAUUUUAUAAAGAAAAUACAAAACGGUGAAAUAUAGAGGUGGAAAAAUAAAUUUAAUACAAUUGAAAAUAAAUUAAGAUUUUCUUGUUCUCCAAGUUUUUGGAAGAAUACAGAUGUGUUGUAUCUUUGAGUGUCGACUGGCGGACUCACGGAUUUUAUUUGGGAGUGAAGGAGGAUACGGGAUCAGGGAACCGAGUGACCAUCUAUCAUGGAUUGUUGUACUAAGAAGCGUUUUUUAACGGUCAUGACGAGUUUUUGUGCCGGAGCAGCAUUCGGGUUACUCGCUAUAGCUGUGGGAACAGACUAUUGGUUAUAUACUAAAGAACAAACAAUAGAAUCUGAACAAAAUAAAACUGUAGUUUAUAGAAGUGUUUAUUCUGGUCUGUGGAGAACUUGUGAAGACCAAGACAGAGAUGCUAUUUACCCUACUUGUAGAUAUAUACAAUAUUUUACUGUUAAUGAUGAAAGAGAUGGUAUGAAACCAACAGAUACUAUACUAUUAAAUAUACGACGAGCCACUAUGUUCCCUUUAGUUAGUUUACUUAUUUUACUUAUUGGAGGCAUCCUCUGUUUUGUUAGCCAUUGUAAACCAAAUGGUGGAAGAAAAAUUUUAACAUUUGUUUGUGGAAUUUUAUUCGUUUUAGCGGGUUUGUGUACAUUGGUUGGAAUAAUAUUGUAUAUUGGCAGCAUAACAGAAGAAGUCGGAAAUAAACCUCGUGCAUCAAUAGAGAAACCAAAGUUUAUAUAUCAUUACGGUCCAUCGUUUAUGAUGGCGGUCGGAUCGUUUAUUUUGACUGAACUAUCGGGUGUGUUCUCAGUGUAUUUGUAUAUAACCAAGCACAAGCAAGCCAGGAGAAAGAAAAUGCAACAAGCUUUAAAACACGAGGGUAAUGAUCGCGCUAAUAACUGGAGACAGAGGCGACCACGUGCUGAACAACCUUCACGUGAACGUUCUCAAUCACGUGAUCGAUCUAGAGACCCUUCCAUGAGUCGUUCCGAAAGUUAUUUUACAUAUACGCCCAUAUCAGACACUUCGCACGAAUUAUCAAAUUAUAAUUUUCAGCGAGAUGCAUCUAGAAACACAAUCGCAACAACCGCUGAAAUGCACGUGCAAAAGGAUACUGUAGCGCCACCAUCUAUAGAUAUUGUACGACGAACGACUCCAGUAUGAGAGAGAAAUCGAACAGUGUAAAUUAUUCUGGAUUAUCUGUGUAUAUUUGUUGGAAUCAGGUCGAGGAGUCACCUCCCCUGUAUGUAAAUUGUAUGUGGUGCAUGUGUAGAGGAUAUAAUAGUUCCACCAAUUGUAUGUGUGAGGGUGAAUCACGUGAUCGAUUUUUGCCAACAAAUGGCGCCAAAAUGUAGUAGUGUGUUUAAAGUGCUAGAUCUAGAUCUAGAUCCAAAGAUAACAAAAUGCGAGUACAGCACGGCGCAGGACCGGACGUAGCCACGAAGGGUAAGGUAUCUGGGUGACGUCACGUGAACGUGACGUAUGAUAUUGAAGGGUCAAUGAAUACUGGAAUUCAGUAUUUUUAAUUGUUUUAUGAAAAAAUUCCCAACUUUAUAUAAGAUCGCAUUUAUUACACCCAACGGGGUGAAAUGUAUAAUUUAUUUGUUUAUUUAUUUAUUCAUCUAAUUGUUAAAAAAAUUAUAAAAAAUGUUUUUUUUCUCUGUUUCUCUGUUUUCACUCAGUCUGUAUUCUCAUCCUAUCUUUACUACUUGUAAACCCAGUAUCUCAAUAUAU
Messenger RNA from Patella vulgata (common limpet), 2351 nucleotides. RefSeq names its product voltage-dependent calcium channel gamma-5 subunit. Gene Ontology annotation, biological process: postsynaptic neurotransmitter receptor diffusion trapping; calcium ion transport; positive regulation of synaptic transmission, glutamatergic. Gene Ontology annotation, molecular function: voltage-gated calcium channel activity; channel regulator activity. The transcript has 4 exons. NCBI's taxonomy places the organism in Eukaryota, Metazoa, Mollusca, Gastropoda, Patellidae. Bases 819 to 1781 code for a protein of 320 amino acids. Gene Ontology annotation, cellular component: postsynaptic density membrane; AMPA glutamate receptor complex. The record is from RefSeq and is a predicted model, not a curated record.